CAGAGGAACAUCAGAACAGACAGCUUCUCCGACACCCAGCUGUCGGACGCUGCUUCAUUUCACCACACACCAGCUCUGGGUGCAAACUCAGAAGGGGUGUUUGGGAAAUUGAAAGGCGUCCUAACAGGGCCAACAAGGACUCCAUCAUCAGAGAGCUCCAAGAAUGGGAAAAUCAGAGAGCCAAAUGGAUAUCAUGGAGAAAAGCACUAAACCGAGGAAGCAUCGCUGGACUGUGGUGGAGAUCGGACUGUCUGUCAUUGUUCUUCUGAUGAGCUGCGCUCUGGCUGGACUCAUAGUGCUCUACACUUCAGCUCUGAGAGAGCGUUUUAACAUAAAUGAUUCUUCAAAAGGGCUGAAAUAUCGAUCAAAAGCUGACAGCAAUGUCUGUACAAGCCCACAGUGUGUCACUGCCGCGGCCCGACUGCUCCAGAACAUGGACCCCAGCGUGGAGCCGUGCCAGAACUUCUAUCAGUACGCAUGCGGAGGCUGGAUCGAGCGGCAUGUCAUUCCCGAAACCAGCUCGCUCCACAGUGUAUUCAAUAUCCUGAGAGACGAGCUGGAGAUUGUGCUCAAGGGAGUUCUGGAGAUGGAAAGUAAGGAUGAUAGAGAGGCCUUCAAGAAAGCCAAAACGCUGUACAGCUCAUGCAUGAACGAGAUUCUGAUAGAGCAGCGUGACUCGCAGCCUCUUCUCAGGCUCAUUGACAGUAUUGGCGACUGGCCCGUGGCCUCUGAGGUCUGGAACGGCACAUCAGAGCAAGCGUGGAGCCUGGAGGACACACUGGCUGUUCUGAAUGCGCGUUACAAUAAGAAGGCCGUGCUUGAGAUGUUUGUGUGGCCAGAUGAUCGCGACUCCAGCCGCUACAUUAUCCAUGUUGACCAACCAGCACUAGGAAUGCCUUCAAGAGAUUAUUACCUCAGCGAUGGGAAUUAUAAGAAGGUGCGCGAGGCCUACCUGGAGUUCAUGGUUUCCAUGGCGAGGAUCGCACGAGAAGACAGGAACUUGACCCAGGAUGAAGAGCGCGUGUGGGAGGACAUGACUCAGGUGUUGGAGCUGGAGACAGACAUCGCUAACGCUACCUCACCUGCAGAAGAACGCAAUGACAUCACCGUGCUUUACAACAAAAUGACACUGAGAGAAGUGCAGCAAGCUUUCAACCUCAAUGGCUUUAAUUGGACGCGCUACAUCCAGGGUAUCAUGUCCAGCGUGUCAGUUGCGGUGCAACCCGAAGAACCCAUUGUUGUGUACUGCUCACCUUACCUGGAGAAGCUCCGGGAUGUUCUUUCCAAGCAUAGCCACAGGACUCUGCAGAACUAUCUGGCAUGGAUGCUCAUCAUGGAGAGGGUCAGCAGUAUGAGCCGUCGCUUCAAAGACGUGAGAGCGCACUACAGAAAGGCUUUGCAUGGCACUACAGUAGAGGAGGCGAGGUGGAGAGACUGUGUCCGUUACGUCCAGGGCAACAUGGAGAAUGCCGUCGGGGCCCUGUAUGUCCGGGAAACCUUCUCUGGAAACAGCAAACGCAUGGUGGGUGAACUGAUCAAAAAGAUUCAGGAAGCUUAUGUGGAAACAUUGGAAGAAUUGAGCUGGAUGGAUGAACAAUCCAAGGAGAAGGCCAGAGAGAAGGCAAUGGCGAUAUCGGAACAAAUCGGUUAUCCCGACCACAUCCUUGAGGAGGAAAAUAAGAAACUGGACGAGGAAUACAAACACCUUAAUUUCAGCGAGGAGAACUACUUUGAGAACAUUCUGGAAAACCUGGCAGCAUCAGCCCAGAAAGGUCAUAAAAAGCUGAGGGAGCCCGUGGAUCCUGACAUGUGGAUUAUUGGUGCAGCUGUGGUCAACGCGUUCUACUCGCACAACAGAAACCAGAUUGUGUUUCCUGCUGGCAUCCUCCAGCCUCCGUUCUUCAGUGAAAAACAGCUGCAAGCUCUAAACUUCGGUGGAAUUGGGAUGGUUAUAGGACAUGAAAUCACUCAUGGAUUUGAUGAUCACGGCCGGAAUUUCGACAAGGAUGGGAACAUGAACAAUUGGUGGAGCAACUACUCUGCUGAGCAGUUUGAGGAUCAAUCUAAAUGCAUGGUGGAACAGUACGGCAAAUUCAGCUGGAAACUUGCAGGAGGCCAAAAUCUCAGUGGCAUCACAACACUAGGAGAGAAUAUUGCUGAUAACGGUGGAGUACGCCAAGCAUAUAAGGCGUAUAUAAAGUGGGUGGAGAGGGAGGGCGAGGAGCCCCAUCUUCCCGGACUGGAUAUGGAUCACAAACAGCUCUUCUUUCUGAACUUUGCCCAGGUCUGGUGUGGUGCCUGUCGCCCUGAGUAUGCCAUUCAGUCGAUCAAAACAGACCCACACAGCCCUCUGGAAUACAGGGUUCUAGGUUCCCUUCAGAACUUUGAGGCUUUUUCCGAAGCAUUUCAUUGUGCACGAGGAACUCCCAUGAACCCCGAAGAGAAAUGUCGAGUUUGGUAACCACUUCAGAGUUGCGGGAAUCUGUGUAUAUUUUACAAACAAGGCAGCAGUUAGGAGAGCUUGGAGAAUAUUAUAUUGUGCUGUUAUUCUGCAGUGGCAGCUGCCUGUCUGUUAGUCUGAUGUGACAGACACGAUCAAGGUGUUAGACACCUACAUGUGUGACUGCAUAGAUGUCUACUGUGAACUUUCAAAAGCGCACAUAUAACCAACAAGUUCAGGCGUCGUGAACGUGCACAGUGAGGGUGUUGUUUUUCUGAAAAAGAGGCAUGCUUUUUCAUCGUCUGUUUAUGAGACUUUUAAGCAAGAUUUCGUCCUGUUUGCCUGUUUCUGUUGACACAUUAUUAGUUUUGGCACCGAAAAAUACAUGUAAACGUAAUAGUUUCAUUGUAACGAGAGGGCUUAUUGACAUCAGAUUAUUUUUCCAGAUUAUGUAAACGGAUAAAUCCCUCAGUUGGCUUUUGAUUCUGUCGGCUCUCCAAGAAGAUAUCCGUUGUGCUUGAGCGAGCCCAAAAUUAGCCAACAACUGGAGGCUUGGAAGCCGAACGAGAUUGUGGUUUGAAUAGAACCCAGUCAAGGCAUCAUGUUUCGUUUCAUAAUAAGCAGCCUUGAAAUAUUUUGAUUAUUGUAUAAGAUUUUUUUUCUAAAGCAUGCAGUGGUAAAAGGCAAAAGCGAGAGUCCUAUUGAGCGCUGUUUUCCCCAAAAAAAUCCUAAUGUAUGUUCUAGCUACACUACGUUUCACAGGAGAAUAUCUAUUUCUUUGAAAGCGAGGGCUUAACGUUACGUAAACGGGCCUGUGUUGACAAUUACCUGACAACCUUAAGACUGUUAAAACCAUAUCGCUUCAAGCUUUAUGUGUUUUUGUCCAUAAAUAGAUCCUAUUCAUGUCUGCCUUGCAAUUACACUACAGACUUCUGUUAAAGCCAGCAGAUAAUGGCAGGAAGCCGCUGCAAUACUGGAACAAAAUAGUUACAACAGGUCAACGAGAACUCAAGACUGUAUAUUUGUUUCAUACAAGCUGUUCGUUCUGCCAGGGAGCACUUCUGUACGUUUCUAUUGUUAACACUUACCUAUGGAUGUUUUGGCAUGUUUAGGGGCAAGAAUCAGAUCCAGAGAGACAUUGAGGGGUCUUCAACAGUUCAGUCCUCCUGGUUUGGGUUUCUUUCAGCUUUCUUUUUGCAGCAUUAACUUCUGCAAAUAAACAUAGAGAAAUUGUGUUUUUUACUUUACAGCCAUUUGAUAAUUGGUGGAAAUGUUCAUGUCACAUAACUCUGCUUGAAAAAACAAACAAAAAACAAAUUGUCAAGUGGUCAAGUUGGAAAUUCCCAGUAAAUUUCACAAUUUAUUCCUGUGAUCAAAGCUGAAUUUUCAGCAUCAUUACUCCAGUCUUCAGUCACAUGAUCCUUCAGAAAUCAUUAUAAUUUGCUGCUCAAGAAACAUUUCUGAUUAUCCAUGACGAAAACAGUUUCACAUUUUUGUGGAAACCGUGAUAUGUUUCAAGAAACGGCAAGUAACAUUAAAUUAAACAUGACAUUUUUGAAAUAGUAUUUUCUUGUAAAGCAUAUACUCUAAUAAUCUUCAUUUUAUUUACAACAUUGAAAAAUAAGUUGCUGCAAUGUAAAAAAUUAUUUUCAUGUUUUAUCACAACAUUUUUUCUUUUGUCAAAUCAACUUCGAUAAUUAUUGUGGUUCAGAUAACAUCAUAUUUCAAGUUUCUGUUGAUUAAACCAAUCGCCUUCAUUGUAUUAACUCAAUUUUUUAAUUUCACUGAACUCAAAAUUUUAAGGCAACCAGGUAACUUACUAAGUUAAACCAACGAUUAUUUUUUACAGUGUGGUUGACCAACUCUAACCAGCUUGGUCUACCAGGGGCCGGUUGCAUAAACUGCUAAGACUAGUCUUAAAAGUUAGACAUCACAUUUUUUUCCCUAAGACUGUUUGUAUCUUUUUUAAGUCAGUUACAUAAAAACAUAGAUUAGUCUAAUUUGGUACAGAAAAGUAAGACUGAUUACCCCUAACUAACUGCUAGUUGUUCGUACUAGUUCUUAUGACACAGUCUUAACGUAAUGGCUAUGAUUAUGCAAUUGGCCCUAGGUCAAAUUCUAGCUGAUGAACCAUCUAAACUAGCCUGGACCAACUAUAAAAACUGGAUUUUCCAGGAGGGAAUAUAUAAUUUUAUACAUAAAAGGUGCCAUGUAACACCUUUACCCUUAACAGACAGGAGGAAUCAUUAAGCAAAGGUCUCACUUAAGGAUCUGUAAGCCAGUGGGUUUGUGAUUUUAGAGAAGUAGGCAAAGUUAUAUUGAUCUGAGACGCAGGCUAAUGGGGCAGCAGGGGUUCAUGUGUUAGCUGGAGUGAAGCGGACGAGGCCACAGCCAGCAGUUGUCUCUCAAAUGGACACUUUUGGGAGGCAGCCCCCUCAUUAGAGAUCCGGUCAAGGCCGGUGACUGUUAUUUUCUGUCCUGAUUAAGCCGUAAUGACAGCAGAACUAAAGAGCCGAGCAGAACGCAUGGAAAAUGAUAGAAUGGAAAAGAUCAAACGGACGUCAAGGCGGCCACUGCAGGAAAAAUUGUCGAGUUCUUGGAAAGCUUAGCAGAGUCGAUAUUGGGUUGCCUUGGGUUAUUGAUUAUGACUGUUAUCUCUCACGACAGAGACUUUGAUCAUUUGAAUGUUCAUAUCUGCCUUCAUUGCUAGCCAAUCUAAACCUCGACACCACUGUAAUGGCAUGUACUGUUUGAUGCACGGGAGACGAGCGAUAUAUUGAACGCAAGCAACUUUAGAACAAAUUAAAUACGAAAACUUUGGAUUCUGUUAGCGUCGGAACGGGUGUUACGGUGAUGAAAUGCCAAAUAAAACAUAAUCCCUGAAUUAUUAGUGCAUGCAUUUUCCAAUGCAAGACCUGCCAGACAAUAACUGCCUUUUAAUAAAACAUUGAAAUUGGAUUUCGAAGGAUUUGAGCAUUUAAAAGUGCUGGAUAGAAUCCGAUCUGGUUUAGAAACAAUAGUAGACCCAAUAAUGCACAUACACUAUAGCUAUAUGAAGUACAAAGAGAAAUGUGCAGCAUUUUAAUGUCUCAAUAUGGUCAGGGAAGAGAAUGUGCAUAUUGGUUUUAUGUACAGUAUUUAACAAUGUUUGGGUUGAUUUACUUGCCAAUCACGCCAAUGCUAUCAAGGUGCAUUAUGGCAAAAAUAUGUUACAUAUGCAUACACAACAUUAUCAAUUCCCUGACUGCACGCAUUCAUCACCCAGACACCCAUUUGUGCAGUUUUUUCUGGCCUUGAGGCUUUUAAUAUUAUGACUAUUGAGAACAAAUCAAAUGAGGUGUGAUGUGAACUACCUGUUCUUUAUACCGCAUUAAAGAGCAACAACUCUGUGCCAAGGAUUGCUGAUGUGCUUUUGAGAAAAUCGCAUUUUAAAACAGCUAUUUUGUAUCUCGUGGAAUACAAAAUCACCCUCUGUGAUUGUUUAUAUGACUGCCUUGAAGAAACCUGAAGUGAAGGAAAAAUAACUACAUAUUAUCUAUAAAAUACUUUGCCAAGUGUGAAUUGUAAAAUAUCAUUUGUGUGCAUUUUAGUGUCGUUGGUUCUGAAGGUGUUUAAUUAGAAAUAAGCUUAUGAUGACUAAAUAUUAAGUCAGGAAUUAUGUUCUUUUUUCAAUGCAUUAUAUACAGAAAAUGCCAAGAACUUGUCAGACACAAGAAUGAUUCACAAUUCAGUUUUACAGAUUCUGUUUUUCUUUUCAGUUCACGGAUGAAUCUCAUGAAAACAUAUCCAGGUUACACCGCAAAAUCAAAAUGAAAAACUAUGGUUAAUUGGCAUAUAUAUAAUGGUUGAAAUAUGAUCUGGACGUGUUCUUUACAGGUUUUGUGAGAUUCACCCUCAUGUUAAGAUAUGCCACAUGACCACAGAUGCUGCUAUAUGAAUAAUUCAUCUAUGGGGCUGGUCUUGUUCUGUACAUAAACUCAUUGACUGUUGAAAGAUCUCAGUUAAUAUUUACUGACAGAAAUGCUCUUGAUAUUAUAUGGGGUCCAUGUUUGAUUGAGACCAUAUAUGUUUUAAUGACUUUCCAAGUGAAUGCUUUGUAAUUAUAUUGUUCUGCCUAUAUUGAUUGUUCAAGCAAAAAUAUAUGGCUUAAAAAUGUUAUUUAGCUACCUUAAACUUAUUGAAAUAUUGUUAUGAUAUAUAAGAGAAAAUAUGUAAGCAUCAAAAAAUAAACUUAUAUAAAGCAACAUA
Molecule: messenger RNA, 6688 nt
Organism: Ctenopharyngodon idella (grass carp)
Lineage: Eukaryota; Metazoa; Chordata; Actinopteri; Cypriniformes; Xenocyprididae
Gene: mmel1
Product: membrane metallo-endopeptidase-like 1
Exons: 24
Coding region: 164-2461 (765 amino acids)
Biological process (GO): protein processing
Cellular component (GO): plasma membrane
Molecular function (GO): metalloendopeptidase activity
Source: RefSeq, a predicted model, not a curated record